Molecule: messenger RNA, 1308 nt
Organism: Sclerotinia borealis F-4128
Lineage: Eukaryota; Fungi; Ascomycota; Leotiomycetes; Helotiales; Sclerotiniaceae
Source: the annotation of a GenBank genome assembly
AUGGCAACAUCAGACAGAUUGCCACGGACCACAAUUGGGCUGGGACUACCGCUGGAGACAUAUAAUAAUUUUCAACAUGAUUCCCUUACAGUGCCACCCCAAUUCUCGGACUCUACGAGCAUCGGUUCAUCUGAGAAUGUUGCCAUGAAAGGGAAAAAAAGAGCUGAUUCUCAGCAUGCCAGUCGACCUAAAGCCUACUCGUCCUCCUCUCACAAGACUUACAGUACGCAAAACACACAUUCGACAAGUGGCACCCAACCUCAAAAUCGUGCAGCCCAAAGAGAAGUUCGCUCGCUCCCUUCUUGGAUAGACUCAUAUGAAGAGGGCGACGGCCCCGUUCCGUUACAACCUAAAAGAGUUUCCACCCCUUCGCGAGUACAUCCAGCACAGCAUAAUUAUACCCCAACUCAAUCCUCACAGAGAAUUUCCCUCGAUGGAUACAUUGACUCCGAUGAUGAUAUGUACAAUGCCAUAAGCGAUAAGAAGGUGGAGACGGGCUUCUUUGGGGGCUUGCGCGAACCGGUUAGGGGUAGGAAAUGGGAUCAUGCUAGAGAUGCUGAACCUGUCAUCAUAAGAUCUGGGGUACAACCGAAUGCUGCCGUAUGGCGAACCUUUGUCAAGGCAUCUACGUAUGGUGUGCCCGAAGGAGAGGACCACAAACUGGUUGACCAAGCCUUCCUAAACGACCUGACUCCUGGCUACAACAGACCAUGGUGCGGGGAUCUUGAGAAAGGAGAUGGUGGCGACGAGGACAACCUCACGUCUCUCAUAUACAAUAAGAAGAAACGGGAAACUUUCGUAAAACGCGUGCAGCAAACCAUUCUCAUGAAUCCUUAUGUUCCCCUCAUUUUUCGACUCAUUGUGCUUACAACUUCUAUCAUCGCCUUGAGCAUUGCCGGAUCGGUUCAUCAUCUUUCGAAUAAAUACUCAUAUUCUCAAAGUCCAUCCACAACUAUGGCAAUUGUUGUAGACGUAAUUGCUAUUCCGUAUACUCUCUACAUUACCUGGGAUGAAUAUACGGGCAAGCCCUUGGGCCUUCGGGCACCGAAAGCAAAAAUUCGACUCGUUCUUUUAGAUCUCUUUUUCAUUAUCCUCGAAGCUUCCAAUUUGACCUUAGCUUUUGAUGCGAUAUCAGACAGCAACGGGAGCUGCAAAAUCGGAAACACCGGGUAUAAUGGUGUGGUUUGCCAUAGAGCUAAGACGCUCUGUGCUAUAAUAACGAUAGCAUUGAUUGCAUGGGGAAUGACUUUUGCAGUUAGCAUAUUUAGGCUCGUAGAAAGGGUAGGUGGUCGAGAAGAGGCCGAAUAA